Molecule: messenger RNA, 1275 nt
Organism: Closterium sp. Naga37s-1
Lineage: Eukaryota; Viridiplantae; Streptophyta; Zygnematophyceae; Desmidiales; Closteriaceae
Source: the annotation of a GenBank genome assembly
GCAACAACGUACCCGGUGCAGUCGUUCGAGCGAGCGCGGUUCAAGGGGUAUGUGGGGCUCAUGAUGGCAGUGCAGAACCAGCCAGUGGUGGUUCACAUCCAGGCGUCUGCUGCCACGUUCGUGAUGUAUGAUGGGACAUACAAAUACCAGGAUCCUGAUUGCUAUACAGGAAGUCUCAACCAUGUUGUACUCGUUAUUGGGUACUUCAUUACGAGAAAUGACGGCAGCCAGAACCGCAUUGCUCCUCCGUUUUGGAUUAUUCGCAACUCGUGGGGAGAGGAGUGGGGCGACAAGGGUCACAUACGCAUGGACAUUCAGGGAGGGGAUGGCGUGUGUGGCAUCAACGUGCUGCCUGGCAUCUACCCCGUUGUCAAGAUUCCAGGGGACCCCUGUGGUCAAAGCAGCUACCAGGGAGAUCGGCCGCAGCCCGUUAUGAAUCCGUGUGGCCGAUUCAAAUGUGGCGUGACAGCAGAGAGCACGAAUAACUGCACCUGCAACAUUCCCACCGCUACUGUGCAGCCUUUUGUACAGGUGGUGAAUGGAGAUGGCUUCACCACAUGUGCUUAUGUGGACGUGUGUGGGUCAUACUUCAAGAACCCCUGCUACGUGGGAGCAUGCAUCAACGAUGGCAAGGGCUCCUACUCCUGCAUCUGCCCUCCCAAUCACGUAGAAAGCAUAACCAUUUACGGCUUCCCAACCUGCGAUCCAGUUAAUACCACAGCCACCACAAUGACAGUCACUGGAGACAACUGGUUGUGUUCGGAUGUUCAUCCACUUGUUGACCUCUCACUCACUGACUUCACUGACCAAAACGCGGGCAUCGACUGCAGCCAGCCAUUGCUCAAGGGCAGUGUCCUUCAGCUGGCUAAUACUCCCGACACACCCUGCACUGCCUUCUUCUACACCCUUAAUGGGGACACCUGUGCAUCCAUGAGCAGGCAGCUCAACUUCACUGAAGCUGAUCUCGCUGAUCUCAACCCCGGACUUGACUGCUCCAAGCCCAUCAAGGCGGGCCGCUCUGUGUGCCUCGAGCGCAGUGAUGCCUUCGCCUUCACCGUCCCUGAGUGUGUGAGAUACGGCACGCUCACUCCGCAAGACACGUGCGAGAAGCUGCUUAAGAGGACCAGCACGAGUGUCCCCCCUUCGGGUGGCACUACACAAGGGGGUGCCAGUGAGAACCCAUGGGCUGCGCUGUACCGCAACAAUCCCGGCCUCACUUGCUCCAACACCAUCCCUUCCUCUGCCUACGCGACAGGCAGCAGGAUUGGCGUACAG